UUGAUGAGGAAGCGGUGCGACCUGAAGAAGAAGCUGCGGGUGACGUUUGUUGGGGAGGCGGGGCUGGACAUGGGCGGCCUGACGAAGGAGUGGUUCCUGCUGCUGGUGCGGCAGAUCUUCCACACAGACUACGGGAUGUUCACCUACAUGAAGGACUCACGCUGUCAUUGGUUCAGCAGCUGGAAGUGUGACAACUACUCCGAGUUCCAGUUGGUCGGGACUCUGAUGGGUUUAGCAGUUUACAACAGCAUCGCUCUGGACAUCCACUUCCCUCUCUACUGUUACAGGUGUGAGCUGGCUCAUGGUUUGGCCGAGCUGCUGAGCUACGAGGGAAACGUGGAGGACGACUUCUGCCUCACCUUCCAGGUGUUCCAGGAAGAGAUGGGCGUCAUCAAAUCCAACAACCUGAAGCCCGGAGGAGACCGAAUUCCUGUGACCAAGCAGAACAGGAAGGAAUACGUUCAGCUCUACAUCGACUUCCUGUUAAAUAAAUCCAUUUACAAACAGUUUGCUGCCUUUUACCACGGCUUCCACAGUGUGUGUGCCUCCGACGCACUCAUGCUGCUGCGGCCGGAGGAGGUGGAGAUGUUGGUGUGCGGCAGCCCGGAGCUUGACAUGAGCGCCCUGCAGAAAGCUGCUCAGUAUGAAGGAUACAGCAAGACGGACGCCACAGUUCGGUGUUUCUGGGACGUGGUCCUGUCGUUCCCUCUCGAGCUGCAGAAGAAGCUCCUGCACUUCGCCACAGGAAGUGACCGUGUUCCCGUCGGAGGAAUGGCCGACCUCAACUUCAAAAUCUCCAAGAUCGACGUCCCGACUGACUGGUUGCCGAUCUCUCACACCUGCUUCAAUCAGAUCUGUCUGCCUCCGUACAGAACGAGGAAGGAGCUGAAACACAAACUCACCAUCGCCAUCUCCAACGCUGAGGGCUUCGGCCUGGAGUGACACACACACACACAGACAGACACACACACACACACACACACACACACACACACACACACACACACACACACACACACACACACACAGACAGACACACACACACACACACACACACACA
Paralichthys olivaceus (Japanese flounder) is the source of this 1060-nucleotide messenger RNA. The record is from RefSeq and is a predicted model, not a curated record. Lineage: Eukaryota; Metazoa; Chordata; Actinopteri; Pleuronectiformes; Paralichthyidae.